Molecule: messenger RNA, 1245 nt
Organism: Mytilus trossulus (common blue mussel)
Lineage: Eukaryota; Metazoa; Mollusca; Bivalvia; Mytilida; Mytilidae
Product: complement C1q tumor necrosis factor-related protein 3-like
Exons: 2
Coding region: 16-600 (194 amino acids)
Molecular function (GO): protein binding
Source: RefSeq, a predicted model, not a curated record
UUAAGAGAAACAAAGAUGUAUCUCUUUCAAUCGCUCCUGUUGUUUUACUUUGUGUUUGAAAUUCAAUCGAAAUCAAUUCAAAACACAACAAUGGACGAACAAGAUAUUUUGUUUUUAAAGACUGAAGUUAAGACUCUCAAAGAAAGAUUGGAUAAUUUAACAGAGACUGUAGAGAAAGGCAGAAAACAUGGAAUACCAACAGUCAUGUUUUUCGUUCGGCUAACUGCCGCCACUACCCUUAACAAGAAUUCGAUUGUGAAGUUUGACCACGUGAUCACAGAUACCGGAAAUGACUUCAAUCCUGGAGACGGAAUAUUUGUGGCGCCAAUGUCUGGUAUCUAUUUAUUUUCAUGGACAACAUUGGCCUACACAAGCAAACAUGUUGAUACUGAACUAAGAGUGGACAAUGUUGUUGUAGCUAGCUCGUAUGGGUACAUUGGAACAUCUAGUAACGUCCCUGUGACAAAAGUGGUUCUGUAUCAAGUGAAGAAAGGAGACCAUGUUUGGAUUCAGACCAGUCGUUAUGUUACUGAGAAUUACUUCAACAACCCAUACGACUCUAGAAGUUCGUUUACUGGAAUGCUGGUUGUUGAAAAUUAGUUCUGUCGAACACUUUACAUACAUGUACAUGUAAUUUUAAAAUGUGUGUGUUAUAACACAGUAGAUGAUGCUUGUUUAGCUUGAAAUCAAUCUGAUUGUACUCGUUUAUAAACUUUGUAUAAAUAAAAAAAAAGGUAUCGUCUCUUUAUUUCCUUGAGCUGUGGGUAUCAGUCUUUUUUUUUAUACCAACACUCCCAAUAUGAUUGACAUAUUGCAAAAAUUACACCUCUUUUGUUUCAAAUAUUUUGCGCCCCCCUCAAUGGUUUUUACAUGAUCAGGAUUGAUUUCACACAUAUUUUUUUUUUAUUAAUUAUCUUAACAUAAUGUCUAUAUACUACAAUAUAUUUUUCACUUGAUAAAUACAAAAAACAUGAUUGGAUCAAAUAUUUUUUAUUUGAAAGCCAAUCGCAAGAAACAUAAAAUCUGAGAUUUAGCUUGAAGAAAAAAACUUUGAUCUCACUUACGAACAUCAAGAAUUCGCUAAUUCGCCAACUCAUGAUCAAUAACAAUAAAGUAAACGGAUACGAAAACGAGAUAUGAAAAAAUAACUUAAAGACAUGUUUGUAGAAUUGUUAUAAGCAUGGAAGUUAAAUGUCAAUAUAAUUCUUCCAUUUAACGACCAUUUUAUGGGAACUGAUUAUUAGC